Armigeres subalbatus is the source of this 1274-nucleotide messenger RNA. RefSeq lists its product as uncharacterized. The coding region runs from base 33 to 623 and encodes 196 amino acids. The transcript is spliced from 5 exons. The record is from RefSeq and is a predicted model, not a curated record. Lineage: Eukaryota; Metazoa; Arthropoda; Insecta; Diptera; Culicidae.
AAAAAGUGCAAGUUUAAUUAAAAUGGUAAAAUAUGGACGUUAGAGUAGUCGAUCAAAACUUUCAGUACCUAAUUCGUGUGGCUACAACUAUAAACCUCCCGCAAAAUGUGGUUGUAGCAUUAAUGGAUCAACAGCUUCCCGCGGAAUCGUUCGGUUCCCUUUCCGUGGAAGAGUGGAGGUGGGUUCUAGAUGGGUCCACGAUAGACGCCACUUCCGUACAUCAAGCUAUAUCGAAAUGGAAACGGCAAAUGGGGAUUGGCGAAAAACAACCGUGCAUUCCUGCAUUGGAAGCGUCAUGUGUACUGAUGCAAGUACACAAAACACAGCCAGCUGAUGGAAUAAUGUGUACGGCAAAAGCUUGUCGCGAUCAUAAUACUUAUGAAGAUCCUCCGGGGGUGAUCGAACCGCGAACAUUUGUGACUAGUGCGAAGAAAUGUACAGAUCAAGCGGAGUUUUCCGGUGGAGCAUCGGAUAGCUGUUUAACAGAACGCGACCCGGGAGAGGAUCAGCAAUCAUUGGCGGAAGCAUAUUCGUUAGAACGAGCUCCAUCAUUCUCGGAGAUUCUUCUAAAAAAAUCCGUUCCGUGCGAAAGAAGUAGACCUGUAGCACAGAGCCUACGGUAAACCGGAGGCCAACCUGAGCAGCCGCCUGAGGAUUGUCUUCUUCCCGAGAUCGGAUCAUCCGUUGCAUUUGCACGUACACCUGUAUUAGAGGGAUCGCAGCCUAUGCCACCGAAUGAAACUGAAUUUGCUGUAGGCUCGGCUGUAGGUGUAUUAUCCAAAUCGAGUGCACCUGAUGUAAGCUACAUUCGCCAACAUAUCAGAACAGACCCGUCUUACGGAAACUCAACACGAAGUGCAUUGUUCAAACUGACUGAAUGCAUGGCAUCCAGCAUUACUAGAUGUGAGAGGUCUUUACUAGCACCUGACAAAUUGCUGGAGAAACCCGUAUCGUUUAAAAGUGUCGAUCUCGGAACGUGUAGUGCUGUGAGCAACCCGCAUCAUCAGAGUAGUUUGCCUCGUCAGGCACAACCUACACUUGAACUGUCGCUUAAGGAGACCAGCUGUGCAGUGACACAUAUUACUACUCCCGGAAAAUUUCUACCUCAACCUGCGUGCUUGCCAAAUGCAACCGUUCUUUUUGAGGAUGUUCCGCAUAAUGCAAGUGGAUUUAAUCAACAAAACAAUCUAUCUGUUGAGCAACAAUCAGGAACGAAUGCGACCGCAGCUUCAAAUGAGCUGCCUACCGGUGCGGCUGUUCCACCAACCGGAGCA